This is a messenger RNA of Ooceraea biroi (clonal raider ant), 1374 nucleotides long. RefSeq names its product exosome complex component Rrp45 (gene Rrp45). Gene Ontology annotation, cellular component: nuclear exosome (RNase complex); cytoplasmic exosome (RNase complex). NCBI's taxonomy places the organism in Eukaryota, Metazoa, Arthropoda, Insecta, Hymenoptera, Formicidae. The record is from RefSeq and is a predicted model, not a curated record. Gene Ontology annotation, biological process: nuclear-transcribed mRNA catabolic process, deadenylation-dependent decay; nuclear polyadenylation-dependent rRNA catabolic process; TRAMP-dependent tRNA surveillance pathway. Gene Ontology annotation, molecular function: mRNA 3'-UTR AU-rich region binding.
CAUAUGAUUUUAUUUAUACACAGAAUUAUAGGUUAUCGUUACAGGCGAGGCGAAUAAGUAAUAAAUUAUUUCGCGUUACAUUAUGAAAAUUUCAGUUCUUUGUUAGUGAAUAAAAUACUUAAAAAAAUGAAAGAAACUCUACUUACAAAUUGUGAAAGAAAUUUUAUAAACAAAUGUAUAGCAGAAGAAACGCGAUUAGAUGGCCGAAAGUUAUUGGAGCCACGGCCAGUGCAAAUUUACUUUGGCUCUAAUUGGGGCUGCUGCAUGGUGUCUCUCGGUCAUACAAAAGCUGUUGCUCAAGUGUCGUGUGACAUACAACAGCCGAAAGCGUCUCGUCCUAAUGAAGGCAUGGUACGCAUAAACGUUGAACUUGCUCCGUUAGCAGCACAACACUUUGAAAGUGGCAGACAAUCUGAGGCAACUAUAUUACUCAGUAGACAGUUGGAGAAAUGCUUUAAAGAUUCAAAAUGCGUAGAUUUGGAAUCUUUGUGUAUCGUAGCAGAUAAAAAGGUAUGGAAUUUGAGAAUUGAUAUUAGUAUCAUAAAUCAUGAUGGAAAUCUGGUCGAUUGCGCCUCCAUAGCGACGCUUGCCGCUCUUAUGCAUUUCCAUAGACCAGAUGUCACCUCUACUGGCGAGGAGGUCAUUAUACAUCCAGCUACCGAGAAAGAUUUUCUUCCAUUGACAUUAUUUCAUUAUCCAGUCUGCAUAUCUUUCAUUACUUUUGAAAGUGGUAAGACUGUAAUGGAUCCUACGUAUGCGGAGGAGAGGAUCGGUGUCGCUGAACUCACUUUUGGCAUGAACUCUUAUAGAGAACUUUGUAGCUUACAUUUCGAUUACUUGACGAAAACUAUGAUAAUUGAGGAUGCCAUAUCCGCUGUUUCCAGUCACGCGGCAAAUUACGCGGCGAAAUUGGUGCAGCAAAUCAAGGAUGUAGUGAUUAAGGAUGUACAAUCAAGGUAUAAAAAAGAUAACAGCGAUGUAUGCAGAUUUAAAGAGAGCAUUCAGAAAAGUAAAAUUACAACAAUGAUUGGUGAUCACGUUAACAUCAAAUUACGUAAAUGGGACGCAAUAGUUGUAGCCGAAGAUGAUCAAAUGGAAAUAGAAAAUAAAGAUAAAAGUCAAAUUAUAAAAUAUGAAGAAGGUACUGCUGAGUUGAUAUCUGAUUACGAUGAUUUAUGUAAAAAGGAAGAAGGUUCUAGCAGUAUGUACGAGUCUGAUUCUGACGAUUUACAAAUAGCCGAGGCGUCGACUUCAGAGAGAAAAAAUAUAAUCAUAGAUUUAGUGAAUGAAGAUAGCGAUUAAGUAAGCCUGGGUCAUGAUGGAUACGAAAAAUAUAGGAAUAUGGAUAACAGAAUUAAAACAAUUUAUUUCUCA